Dacryopinax primogenitus is the source of this 705-nucleotide messenger RNA. RefSeq names its product Glyoxalase/Bleomycin resistance protein/Dihydroxybiphenyl dioxygenase. NCBI's taxonomy places the organism in Eukaryota, Fungi, Basidiomycota, Dacrymycetes, Dacrymycetales, Dacrymycetaceae. The record is from RefSeq and is a predicted model, not a curated record. Bases 43 to 639 code for a protein of 198 amino acids. The transcript is spliced from 4 exons. Gene Ontology annotation, molecular function: metal ion binding; lactoylglutathione lyase activity.
GCCUCUUCUUCUCUUACCAACAACCUCCUUGCAUUUACGAAGAUGGGAAAGUAUCCCGAACACCAGCCUGGCGUGCACGUUGUCACGAAGGAAUGGGCGCCCCAACCGGAGGAGACAGCCAAAUGGCGGCUGAACCAUGUCAUGCUUCGCAUAAGGGACCCCGGCCUGUCGCUCCCUUUCUAUCAAGAUGGCCUAGGCAUGCGUAUGGUCUUCACCUUCAACUCCGGACCUAUGACAGUCUACUAUCUCGGAUACCCACAGCACGGCUGGUCUCCUGAGGAGACGUUUGCCAAGAUGCAGCAGCGGGAUGGGUUAGUAGAGCUUGUACACGUACACGAUACCGAAGAGGAGUCUGGGUUCAAGUACACGAAUGGGAACGAGGGACCGCAAUACGGAUUUGGACAUAUCGGUCUGACAGUCCCGGACGUCCCCGUCGCACUGGCCAGGCUGGAGAAGUUCGGCGCCAAGGUGUUCAAACCCCUGGGCGUGGCUACGAACGAGACGAUCCCGAUCCCGGAGGGAAAAGUGGAGAUCGUCGAGGGAUACAAGGAGGUCUAUCGGCAGAUCGCGAUGAUCCAGGAUCCUGAUGGAUAUUUCAUUGAGCUCGUCCCCCAGUUUAUGGAUAAGCAGCAUGAUUAGAUACGGGAAGUAAGAGGGACUAGUAAAGCAAUAUAUACAUUGUGUUAUAUUCGAGACCUAUAAACC